AUGGCCAAAUUUUUCCGAGUACUCUGGUCUCUUUUGUUCUUCAUUUGGAUACAUUUGGUAUCAGUUUUAAUUUCAGGCCCUCGACAAUGGUGGCCACCACAUGGAAUUAUGAAGAUCAAAUGUCCUCAUAAGAAAAUGAACUUGUGUUGGUUCAGUCAAAGACCUGAUCCACGCCCUGACUUAAAACAACCCAUCUCCGGCAACAAUUUCGUAACCUAUGACAAUCCCUGCGUCUUGUGUCUUGAGAGCUUGAAAUCUCAUGGAAGAAUAGUUUCACCAUGA
Messenger RNA from Marmota monax (woodchuck), 282 nucleotides. It is a transcript of the gene Spink14, whose product is annotated as serine peptidase inhibitor Kazal type 14 (putative). Lineage: Eukaryota; Metazoa; Chordata; Mammalia; Rodentia; Sciuridae. The record is from RefSeq and is a predicted model, not a curated record. The transcript has 4 exons. Gene Ontology annotation, molecular function: protein binding. Bases 1 to 282 code for a protein of 93 amino acids.